AUGUCGGAUAAAGAUUUAAUUGGAUUUCAUAAUCAUUUAAUUGCAAGAUUAAGAAGAUCUGAAUCAGAUCUCAUUAAAUAUAUAAUGUCUGACAAGAAUUAUAUCAACAAAUAUAAAGUGAAUUUUAAAGAAAAAUCAAAUUCAUUGCCACCGAGUGUUGAAAACAUUUGCGAUAUUGAUAUCAAAUUUCUUGUAAAAUCUAACGAUUUUGAUGUCCCACAAGAUUUUAUUCAUCAAACUAUUGAUGAAUUAAUUGCAUUCAAUGAUGGUAUUAGUGUCCGACCAAAAUGUGCUAUAGUUAUGAGUUCGGGAUCAAUGAUUGACUCAAAUUUAGGACAAGAAAUUGAUUCACACGAUAUAGUUAUGCGUUUUAAUAACGCGCCGACAAUUAAUUAUGAGAAGGAUGUCGGCUCUAAAACAACUAUACGUUUACUAAAUUCACAAAUUUUAUUAAAUGAAAAAUUUGGAGUUUUAUCAAAAAAUUUCUACAGAAUAGGACUUAAGAUUGUUUGGGACGCAUCUGAUUAUAACUCAAGAUUUAAUCAAUGGUUUAACAAAAGUAAUCUAUUUUUUAAAUCUCAUCAGCAAUUAGUUGAAAUGUUUGUCAACGAAACAACUGCUAUAUUAGAUCCACACGUUAUCUGGAAAUCAUGGGAUUUGCUUCAGAAAUCAACAGCAAAUAAAAUUCCUCGAAAUCCUCCGACUUCUGGAUUCUUAGGGAUUGUUAUUUUGCUUAAUAUUUGUUCAAAAGUCGAUAUCUAUGAAUAUAUUCCUUCAAUAAGAAUCAACAAUAAAUGUCAUUAUUAUGAUAAUAAUAUAGACAUGGGUUGUACUUUUGGUCAYUGGCAUCCAUUAUCUACUGAAAAACUAUAUCUKUUGGCGAUUAAYGAAUGUAAUGAACGCGAGACUGUAAUUAAAGGAAAAGUAUCACUAAGAGGUUGUUCAAUGGUUUUGUAA
Molecule: messenger RNA, 957 nt
Organism: Oppia nitens
Lineage: Eukaryota; Metazoa; Arthropoda; Arachnida; Sarcoptiformes; Oppiidae
Gene: SiaT
Product: beta-galactoside alpha-2,6-sialyltransferase 2-like
Exons: 2
Coding region: 1-957 (318 amino acids)
Molecular function (GO): sialyltransferase activity
Source: RefSeq, a predicted model, not a curated record